UAGGUGGGACUGCGGAAAAGCCGUGCAAACCAGAAGGAAGAGGGGACCUGUUUUAUAGGGAAUAAGAGACCGUUGACACAGAACAACCCCCAGACCAAGUGCCUUCAUAGUGUCCUGAAGGAAGUGGAACUCAUCCGGACCUUCAGGGAUGGGCAAAUUGAAGAGGCAACUAGGUUCAAUCAAGAGUUGGAAAGAGAGCUGAAGAGCUCCCAGGAAGCUCUGCUCAGCCUGGAAGACUGCAACCGUAACCUGAAGAGGGAGCAAGCAGAAAUGAGGAAGAAGGUUGAAGAGGCAAGACUUGCUGUCCUUAACAGUCUUGGCAAAGUGAAGGAGCUAGAAGUGAAAGCCAGCGAGGUGCCACAUCUCCAAAUACGCAUUCAGCAGCUAGAAUCAGAACUGCAGCACUGCAGGUCAGAAAUGGUGAGACUGCAGGUUCCCUCAAGAGGCAGCCCGGAGCAGAGGGAGGGAGCAGCCCUACCCAACAGGAGAUGCUCCCUGUCUGGUGUGCAGCAGGACCGACGGUCUCCCACCGGUGUAGCUGGGCUUUCUGAGAAUGAGGAUCAGCUGUUCCGCUCUGUGGAGGGCCAGGCUGCCUCUGAUGAAGAGGAGGAGAAGUGGACAGGACACCAGCCAUCUCAGGUGGACGAAAUGAAGAAAAUCCUGGGCAAUCUCCCUUGCUGUGGCAGCGGAUGUGAUGAAAAAAUGUGGAAAAAGCUGAUGUCUUACUUGGAGACCACCAAUCCUGACGACUAUGAAACUGCCCCUGCGGAGCUUACAGAGAGAAUCACACCACUAACCGAGCAGCUGGAGCUUAAAGGGCACGAGGUGAAAACACUGGAAACAAAUAUGGAAGAGAUGAAAGGCCCAUUGCUAGGUGAACUGCAGCAGAAGGUGGAGGAGACCGAAUUGUUGAAGAUGGAGCUGCAGAUGUUGGAGACUGAGCGAGUUAGGCUGUCACUGGUGGAAGAAAAGCUCAUGGAUGUUUUACAGCUUCUUCAACAACUUCGAGACUUGAACAUAUCUAAGCGAGCCUUGGGGAAAAUCUUGCUGAGCACUUUGGAUUCCUGCCGUGACCCCCAACCUGGAAAAGCCCACCUCUUUGAAGUCCUAGACACUCUCCACCACGAGCUGACAGCCUGCGAACUCUUAAAAAGCCAGCCUCUGGAGAAGGCACAGAGCCACCAGUGCUUGUCUAACCCACUGGUGAUCUCGUGCUGA
Messenger RNA from Merops nubicus (carmine bee-eater), 1218 nucleotides. RefSeq names its product EF-hand and coiled-coil domain containing 1 (gene EFCC1). The transcript is spliced from 7 exons. NCBI's taxonomy places the organism in Eukaryota, Metazoa, Chordata, Aves, Coraciiformes, Meropidae. The record is from RefSeq and is a predicted model, not a curated record. The annotation marks the transcript as partial.